AAUUUAACCCAUUCAUCCUAUUGACAUCAGCCUUUGAGAAGGCGUAGUAGAUAUUAAAACACGCUUUGGUAUCUUGAUUUUAAAUAUGGCUGGAACAGGAGAUUGGCAAAAUGGUUUGUGCGGAUGUUUUAACGACAUUGGACUCUGCAUAAUCACUUACUUUGUUCCUUGCUAUACCCAAGGAAAAAAUGCAGAAGUAGUAGGAGAGAGCUGCCUGCUUUGUGGUUUAUCUCUCAUGGUUCCUUUACUCAAUAUCUAUGCUCGCGUAACUACUAGGGGUAAAAUAAGAGAUCAGAGAGGAAUUCCUGGAGGAUGCUGUCACGACUUCCUUUUAGUAAUUUUCUGCAGUUUGUGCACUUUGGUCCAAGAAGGACAGGAAGUUAAAGCUAUGGGCGGACAAGCCGUUGAUAAUGAAAAGAUGGAAAGGGAAUAG
Dimorphilus gyrociliatus is the source of this 433-nucleotide messenger RNA. The record is from the annotation of a GenBank genome assembly. NCBI's taxonomy places the organism in Eukaryota, Metazoa, Annelida, Polychaeta, Dinophilidae.